AUGAUAAAACCAUGGAGCUUUGAAGUGACUGAUAAAAACUACUUGUCAACCUUGAGUGGAACGAGUCUAUCGAGCAUAUAUUUUGACAUGUUUAAGGUUGGACUGGAUGCGAGCGAUAAAGAGAAGGUCUUACUCGAUCUGAUCAACUCCCAUAAACAACUUAGCGCAUCAGCGCAUGGUAAUGUCGCCGGUGCAGAAACAUCAGAUGGACAUCGAGCUCAAGUUAAAAAAUUCGGUGACAAAGGUGGCAUUGCACUAGUCAACGGACAUAAAGCACAAUUGAAAACGAAAGAAACUGACGAUGGUCGGCAUGCUUAUCUGAAAGCGGAUAAUGAAUACGAGCUGGAUGCGGUUGCGAAGGGUUCUCUGAAAGAUGCAAAAAAUUCUGAGUUCGAAGCGACCAAUGAACGCUUC
Molecule: messenger RNA, 414 nt
Organism: Anisakis simplex (herring worm)
Lineage: Eukaryota; Metazoa; Nematoda; Chromadorea; Rhabditida; Anisakidae
Source: the annotation of a GenBank genome assembly